UACUGAUGAGAAAUUGGCCCUAGUUUGCCGAUUAUUAUUCUAUCAACCAACAGGAUAUCAUUCCAACCCCCGAAAAUUAUGGAAAGAUCUUAAAGCAGAGGGGUAUCAGUUUCUAUAUAAAAAGAUAUGUGAGUGGCUUACAAACCAGAAUGAAUGGCAAAAAUACGCUCUAUCACCAAAAGAUACUCCACAG
Messenger RNA from Racocetra persica, 193 nucleotides. NCBI's taxonomy places the organism in Eukaryota, Fungi, Glomeromycota, Glomeromycetes, Diversisporales, Gigasporaceae. The record is from the annotation of a GenBank genome assembly.